AUGGCGGAAAAAUAUUCCCCGUUUUCGCCCAAAUUCCCCCCAAAUUUCGUCGUUUCCCCCCAGUCCCCCCACGGCGUGACGGUGGCCGUCGACUCGCGCGCCACUGCCGGCUCCUACAUCGCCUCGCAGUCGGUGCUGAAGGUGCUGCCCAUCAACGCGCGGAUCCUGGGCACCAUGGCGGGCGGCGCCGCCGACUGCAGCUUCUGGCAGCGGCUGGUGGCGCGGCAGUGCCGCGUGCAGGAGCUGCGCAACAAGGAGCCCGUCUCGGUGGCCGCGGCUUCGAAGUUGCUAGCCAACCUGGUGUACCAGUACAAGGGCAUGGGGCUGAGCCUGGGCACCAUGGUGUGCGGAUGGGACAAGCGCGGGCCCGGUACGGGGCACUGGGGGCACUGGGAGGGACUGGGAGGGACUGGGAGGGGAGAAAGGGACUGGCCACACCCCGAAAGUUGGUAGCCACACACCAAAAAA
This is a messenger RNA of Onychostruthus taczanowskii (white-rumped snowfinch), 468 nucleotides long. RefSeq names its product proteasome subunit beta type-5-like. The record is from RefSeq and is a predicted model, not a curated record. Gene Ontology annotation, cellular component: proteasome core complex. Bases 1 to 453 code for a protein of 150 amino acids. Lineage: Eukaryota; Metazoa; Chordata; Aves; Passeriformes; Passeridae. The transcript has 2 exons.